AUGGGCCUGGUGAUUCGCUGUUCUGAAAACGAUGCAACGCAACAGUCGCAUGUCACAACACCGCAACACCACACACCCAUCUGGCCCUCUCCUCUCUCCUGUCACUCUCACACACACACUCUCUCGGUGCAACCUAUGCUAAUCGCUGUGGCUCACGCUGCCUUUGUGCUUGCUUGUUGUGGUUGUGUCGUGUCGACUUGCACGCGUGCGUGCGGCGGCUGUCUCCAUUGCUGGGCUGCCGUUGUGUUCUGGCGCAUUCUCCUCCCGCCUACCUGCACCCCUGCACCCUUUGCCUCGCCCCCUUGCAGACCCCAACGCGCGCAACAGUUGCAGCUGCAAUCCAAAACCUCGAACAUAUCCUAG
Molecule: messenger RNA, 363 nt
Organism: Salpingoeca rosetta
Lineage: Eukaryota; Choanoflagellata; Craspedida; Salpingoecidae
Exons: 1
Coding region: 1-363 (120 amino acids)
Source: RefSeq, a predicted model, not a curated record